Molecule: messenger RNA, 5904 nt
Organism: Vollenhovia emeryi
Lineage: Eukaryota; Metazoa; Arthropoda; Insecta; Hymenoptera; Formicidae
Gene: Nhe2
Product: sodium/hydrogen exchanger 3
Exons: 17
Coding region: 1-3132 (1043 amino acids)
Biological process (GO): sodium ion transport; proton transmembrane transport; regulation of pH
Cellular component (GO): membrane
Molecular function (GO): sodium:proton antiporter activity
Source: RefSeq, a predicted model, not a curated record
AUGAUUCCCGCGCACCCCCUCCUCCUCCUCCUCGCCGCCGUCCUGUGCUGUCCGGGAUGCGGCCGCGCCGGCCUCGCGCCUCUCAACGAGCUCGGCUCCGCGGAGCGGGCCCCGGCGGAGAAGAACCCCGCGUCGCACGGGCCGCAGAUCGACACCGGCGACCUCCCCGGCGACCCCUACGGCGCGUACCCGGGCUUGGGCUUCGGGCCCAUGGGCCCGGUCCGCUCGGGCAUGCUGAACGACGCCACCCUGCGCAGCCUCUCGUCGGCCAGCGGCGGCGACGACGCCGAGCAGCGUCUCCCUAAGGAGUCGCAGCAGCUCGCCUCGGCGCGCUCCGCCGACGAGUCCUCCUCGAGCGGCAGCCAGCAACUCUCGCCGAAGCCCGAGUACCACAUCGUCAGCGUCGAGUUCACGCGCGUCGAGACGCCCUUCCUCAUCGGGAUCUGGAUCUUCUUCGCCAGCAUCGCGAAGAUCGGCUUCCACAUGGCGCCGAAGCUCAACAAGAUCUUCCCGGAGUCCUGCCUGCUGAUCGCCGUCGGCAUAAUCGUCGGCCUGCUGCUGUUCCAGGCGAGCAGCGUCCACAUAUCGCCGCUGACGCCCGACACGUUCUUCUUGUACAUGCUGCCGCCCAUCAUCCUGGACGCCGGCUACUUCAUGCCCAAUCGGCUGUUCUUCGACCAUCUCGGGACGAUACUCCUGUUCGCCGUCCUUGGGACUAUAUUUAACACCAUGUCGAUAGGUGGGUCGUUAUGGCUGUUGGGGAAGAGCGGUAUAUUCGGCUGCGAGACGCCCAUCCUCGACAUGCUCCUCUUCUCGGCGCUAAUCAGCGCCGUCGACCCCGUCGCCGUGCUGGCCGUCUUCGAGGAGAUCCACGUCAACGAGAUACUCUACAUCGUCGUGUUCGGAGAGAGUUUAUUGAACGACGCGGUCACUGUCGUGCUCUAUCACAUGUUCGAGACGUACAGCGAGAUGGGCCCUUCCAGGAUCAUCUACACGGACGUACUAGCUGGCUUAGCCUCGUUUUUGGUGGUGGCGAUCGGUGGCACGGUCAUAGGUGUAGUCUGGGGCUUCGCCACCGGCUUCGUGACCAGGUUUACUCAUCAGGUGCGCGUGAUAGAGCCGAUCUUCAUAUUCGUGAUGGCGUACUUGGCAUACCUCAGCGCGGAGAUUUUCCACUUGUCCGGCAUACUGGCAAUAACCUUCUGCGGCAUCACCAUGAAGAAUUACGUUGAGGCCAAUAUAUCGCACAAGUCCCACACGACCGUCAAGUACACGAUGAAGAUGCUGUCGAGCAGCUCGGAGACCAUCAUAUUCAUGUUCCUCGGCGUCGCCACGGUGAACAACGCUCACAACUGGAACACGUGGUUCGUCGUCAUGACGAUAGUCUUCUGCUCCGUCUAUCGGGCCGUGGGCGUGAUAGUGCUGACUGCGCUGGCGAACCAGUUUCGGCUGCACAAAUUGGACAAGGUCGAGAAAUUCGUCAUGUCCUACGGCGGUUUACGCGGCGCCGUGGCGUUCGCCCUGGUGCUCCUGAUAGACCGCCAGCACGUGCCCCUGCAGCCCAUGUUCGUCACCACCACCAUCGCCGUUAUCUACUUCACCGUGUUCAUCCAGGGGAUCACCAUCAAACCCCUCGUGAAAAUCCUCAAUGUCAAGAGGGCCGAGAAGAGGAAGCCGACGAUGAACGAGAGGAUCCACGAGAGGAUAAUGGAUCAUACGAUGGCGGGUAUCGAGGACAUUUUGGGAAAACAUGGCAACUACCACGUCCGGGAUAAAUUCAAGCGAUUCGACAAUAAAUUCAUCCGACCUUAUCUCGUGAAAGAUCAUUCAUGUGGCGCCGAGCCGAAGAUUAUGGAAACUUACUCGAAGCUGGCGAUGAAGGAUGCUCUGGAUUACAUUAGAAGAAAUGCCUCCACUAUCGGCAACAUUAGCGGCACCGAAAGUAUGUCGGCGAUAUUCCGUAAUUACAGCAAUACCGGACAGUUCAAUGGAAGCCCCAGCUGCAGCCAGCUCGAAACGGGAUGGAAUAUCGAUCUGCAGGAACUGGAGUACAAUCCUUCCAAAAGAGAUCUGACGGACGCGAGAAUUCACCAUCUGCUCGCCGAAGAGCUUUGUAAACCAUACAAAAGGCAUCGGCGUUUGAGCUACAGCCGACACGCGGUGAACGAUCGCGAUCUCUCGACACAAGUCAAUUACAAAAUGCACAUGAACAUUCGACGGAUGGUGGGGGAGAACAAGCAUCGCCACAAGCGCAGCAAGAAGUUGCUCAAAGACGGCAAGCAGAAUCACGUUAGUUUCCCGGAAUUCCAACAACAGAACGGCUCGACAAAGUUAUUUACGCAAGAUUACAUCAAUGGCGUGCUGUACGAGCUGGAAAACGGAGAGAGCUCGAAGCCCUCCAGCAAAGAGGAUUGGGAUUCGGCGAUCACGUUCACCGCACGAACAUCUGAUUCGCCGAAUGUAAACGCGGACAAUCAACACGCUACCACCGCUACUUCGUCGAUGGAUACGAUAAAUACGGACGAGGGAGACUUGAAAAUAGGACGCGACGGCGCGGAAGGCUACAGAGUCACCACCCCUACUGCCACGGAAACUAUGUUACCGUGGAAACGUGAGGACGAUUACGAGUCGGGUCAUCCGAUCAAGCAGCACGAAUUUCCAGCCUGGUGCUCCAAUAAAGAAUACCUCGCCUACAGCUCGCCUUCCGCCACUUUCUUAGGUGGGAUCGAACAGCCGAAAGUCCAAUCCGUGAUUGGCCUAUUUCGACGCGAGAGCGUGUGCACGCCCGACAGUAUCGAUUGCCAGGAGACCGUCGACGAGACGGACGAGACGGACGAGUACACCCCCGCGAAAAUGGAUUCCCCCGCGAAAACCAAGGGCAACCCGAGGAGGGUGCCCGCGAGGAGGGUGUCAAUGAUGGAGCUCGGCUUCGCCGACCGAGCUCACUUGGUGGACAAGUCGGCGGACGACGGGGCUCACUCCUUGCCGGACUGCCGGAAUGUCCAGAGAGUACGCCUUAACUCCCUCGCCUGCUUGCCCGCCCACAUGCCGAGCCUGUCGACCGCCCUGAUCACUUCCUCCACGUCGGAAUCGUCGGAGGACGUGGAGGAUGACGAGGAGGAGAAGGCUUGACCCUUGGGGACCGUCGCCGAGGAGCAAACGUCCGCCUUCGCGGACGUCGAGCGUCGGCGACGUCGGCUCUUUCGGCGACCACCGAGACAUUCGUUGCUCACCUCGCUCCUGCGACGACCGAGUGCUCCCGUUUGAGAAGACCUGCCCUUGACGAGCCGCCUUCUGCAGGGGGCUUCCCCCCCGCGAAUCUGAAUCUCGGCCUGAAUCUUGUUGACACGCUCCACAAAUGCGCGAAACGAGACGUUGAUGAACUCCGGGAGAAAUGACAGUGCAAAGGGAGAGAGAAAGAGAAAUUGCGAAAGACGCGUCGAAGCUUUUAAACUGAAUUUUGUACGAGAAGAAAUAUCUUCUCUGGGAAAACGGAAUUUUUUUUAAUAAGGUGACUCUAAUAAAAAUUUAUUAGAUAAUUAUCUAAUAAAUUAAAUGAGUUACACGAAGAGGGCAAGGAAGAGCAAAGAUAUUCGUCUACAAAUGAUGAAUUUCUUCAUACCGUGCUGCGACAAUGUGGCGGAAUCUCUUUGGAAUGAACGACCUGCUGUUCGAGUUCGGUAUUCGCGAGAUCGCUCGCCGAUUUAGAGGAAAGCGCAACGACACGUAUACAAAGUUGAAAUUCGAUGAAUCACUGUUAUUUUUUUCUGCACGCCGCGUGAACGCGAGGGUGAAGGCGCUUGUCAAGAGCAAGGGCUUAUUUCUAAAUCCGUCUCUAAGACGUCUUGGAACUGUGGCCUUAAGGAACUGCUAGAAGUGCUUGAACGCCGAUGAUUUGUACGAUUUGCCGCCGUCGUCGUUGUCAUUGGCGCAAAAUUCACUUGUCGGUGCUAUCGAUACAAGUUGGCUUGUGUUGCGCGGCGCCGCAAACGCGCCGCCAGCUUGUCCCAAGAUUUACCACGAGUACCUUCUCUCGGGGGGCGGAUUCAACGGUGAUUAUCACUGCUGCAUACUUCGCGAUUAGGCUACGAUCAGACUAGUCGACUUAGUUAGAAAGUUACGUGCAAAGUCGAAUUAGAAACUUCAAUUGCUGCCACAAUUUGCUAAGUUACGAAAAUAAUUCUGCCAGUAGCACAACUUGCGGUAUAAUGUUAUUUCCGUAAAAAGAUCUAUAGUUUUUGACAAAACGAUUGAUUUACAUUUAUCUUUUAUUUUAUAACAUCGUUUUCUACAGAUAAAGUUUAAUUUUCAUCUCCGUCAUUGCUCGAUAGAAAAUAUUUGUGAUAUCCUUAAGGAGGUUUGAAAAAAUGCUCUCUGCACCCAUCAAACUGUCAAUUAUAGACUAGAUAGUAUUGUACAAUUCAGAUGUACCAUACAUUUUGGGAAAUAAUGAAGGGCGAUUUCAUCGUGAAUCGAAAAUUAACGCAUUUUCAAUUAUUCGAUUGAAGCUAAGUCGCUAGUCUGGCCGCAGCUACGCGGACGACGAUAGUCGAACAUUAGGUGCGUCUUAUUGUUAGCAGUCCCGCUGUCGUGAUUCUAACGCGUGCUUGCAACGCGGCACGUCGCGGUGCACUUAAACGACAUCCCAUAGCGACGCAUCCCCAGCUGAAUUUAGGAGAAUUCCCCUCAAGCGAACGGUUGCGCGACGUUCAGUCGACGGUCGGUGCGACCACCAAUUUGCGUAGAACCAGACGAGAGAGAUGCGGCGUAGGCGCGCCGCUCUCCCUUCGAGUAUGGCCUUAAAAAUAAAACUUUCCUGCAAGCGUAACUCGUGAGUAACGGUGCCUGGUGUAUGAUAAUAUACAUUGUUAUAAUACAUUGUUGAUAUCGCGCGGCCACGGCACCGCUUGGUCAAUAUUUAGCGAAAAGUCACCAGAAGCAUGUACAUACGGUUUUUCUUAGAGAAGAUUGACGAUAGAAAAAUGUCGGCAUCCCCAUCGUUAUCAUCCUCAGCAGCAUCCUCAUCCUCACUAUUUUUGUUAUCGUCUAGUAUUAUUUCUGCGAAGAGAGAAAGCGAGAUAAAGAAAGAGAGAAGCGGAGCGCGACUAUUUGAUUCGGUACUCUAGUUAUUAUUGUUACACUUGUUACUGUCGCUAGUAUGUUACUAUACUAGUUCUACUACUAAUAAUUAAUAAUGCAAUUAUAGCCAUCGCUCGGCGCGGGCGGAAAGCGGAAGCGUCGAGCUCUUGCUCUAGUUUCGAGGGGAACUUUUGUCGACGGGGAGUCUUUUGAUAGUUGGACACUCAUUUUGAUUUAUCAAAAUACGAAUCGGGUAUAGAAUGCAGUUAGGAAAUGGGAUCGCCUCCAACAAUGGAACCUUGUCAUCGACCGUCCCGGUUACUUCUAUUGUACACUGCAAGAAGUCGCAAUCUUUCUUGUACUUGUUUUCGCAUCGUAGCGGUUAAUGUUAAUUUUACUAACGUCGUAGCUUAGACCUUCAAUAGACUCUUGACCUUUGACUUUUGACGAUUUACCUCAUGGCUCUUGGGGGACCCUGCGAUUUUUAUACUUCCUUACAAAUGCAUCAAAUGUAUUUUGCGGAGUACUUAAUUUAGCGUACGCGUUCUCUGAUACCGAACCACUUUUGUAUCUAUAUAAGGGUGACAGGGUAUAAGUUCGCUCUAUUAAGAAAAAAACAAAAUCAGAGAAAUACACACGGGAAGUUUUCUGCGACGACAAAUACUGAUUUCGCACGGAUUUGGAAGUUCCCCUCGCAUGGAAUAUUCCUCGCGGCCUUUAGUUACUUAGACCGGAUAAAAAAAAACGUCGGACUAGUCUCUAGGUGCUAGUCUCUACGCUGUUGAUUUGUUAAAAGAAAAUAAAUGUUUAUUUCUUAAAAGACCA